AGAGAGCGCAGGAGCUUCCCUUCAGUGUGCAGUGUCAGAUCUUCAAGAUGCAGCGCAUCUACAUGCACAGCAAUGAACACUUUGAAGUUUUCACCACUGUCCUUGCUCCACAAGGGAGGUAUCGAUACAAAGCAGAAGCUGAAAAGAUGGUAGUGGUGCACAGCUACAGCCCCCACUGGCCAGAUGAGCUGGAGCUGUGUCCAGGUGACGUCAUCCUGGUGCUGUCCAAACAUGAGGAGGAGAGGUGGUUUGGGCGGCUGCAGGACGGCCAGCGGGGCUACUUCCCCGCCUCCUGCGUGAUGGAGCUGAGCCAGGUUGCCCUGCGGAGGAGUGUAUCUCUGAGAAGCUCCGCCUGUGACGACGCAGGCGUACACAGCAGACACGGAAAUGGACACAUUCUACAGGCGCUCAGGAGGGGGAGCAGAGGAGGCGGGGCAGGAGGAGGAAGAGGAGGAGUGGGGCUGGAUGGGGGCCAAGGCGAGAACGAGGGCCCCUUCCCGGUGCGGAGGCCCCAGAACCCUGCGCCUGAGCCCGUGGCCUCCCAGCUUCAGACGCACAGAUCCCCAGGCCUGCUCCACAGGAUCUUGUCCAAGUGCCGGAAAAAGAAUGAAUGCCAGGGAGCCACCAAUGGGGCCUUCGAGGGCGACUAA
Molecule: messenger RNA, 650 nt
Organism: Chelmon rostratus (copperband butterflyfish)
Lineage: Eukaryota; Metazoa; Chordata; Actinopteri; Chaetodontiformes; Chaetodontidae
Exons: 5
Coding region: 48-650 (200 amino acids)
Molecular function (GO): protein binding
Source: RefSeq, a predicted model, not a curated record